AUUUACAAAUGAUUGAAUCUAUUUCCACUGUAGAUUACUGACCACAUCAGAGUUUCAAUAACAAUGGGAAAACAUGGCUGGAUUACGAAAUUUACCGCACUUCGCUCCUUCUUGGCCGGUUGUGAAAUGUAUUUUAUUGCACCCACCGCGUGGACUUAUAUCAAAUCUCUGCAUCAAACCAAGUUUUUUCUGGCUUUAGUGUUGUCUGCGUUCAACUUUGGUGUAAUCAUUGCUGCACCUCUAUCUGGAUUCCUAACAGAUCGACUUGGAAAUCCAAGGUUUAUCUUCAUUUGCUCAUGUGUAACGAAAGUGUUCGCUUCGGUGAUGUAUAGUAUUAAUCUGAGUGAGUAUUUCCCACUUUUUGGAAGGCUGAUAAGUGGAUUAAGUGAUAUGGGUCUUGCAGUUCUUUUUGGACAAAUUGCAUUACAGACCGACAAAGAAAGUCGUGGGGGAAACUUUGUACUCUUAGAAGGUGCAUAUUGUCUUGGUUCUACAUUUGGUCCGGGAAUUGGAAGUUUUAUUGUAUUUCGGGCCAAUAUACUUGGUUGGCAAAUAAAUGAGGGCAAUUCACCUGGGAUCGUGUUGUCAAUAAUAUGGCUUCUUUUCCUCAUUUUUUCGCUGCUCUUACCCAACGACAUUUGGAUAGCGACCGGUGCCCGCAAUAUGAAACUGGAUUCAGUUUCUAGUGACGACGAAGCCGACCAAGCAUUGCAGAGUAAACGUAAUCAAGAGCGAAGAUUGACCCGGUAUAGUCCUGAGGAGAAGACGUGCAUAAUAUCAUGGGACUUGAGAAUUUUUGGCCUGCUUUUUCUAAUAUUCUGCAGCGAGGCAUUGUCAAGUACAUCUACAUUCUUUGUUCCAGUAGUAGCAUUGGAUCAUUUUCAUCUACAACUUAUUCACACCAAGUUGAUGUUCUUGAAUUGUACCUUAUUUACACUGCUAGUGUUAAUUUGUCUUUAUCUUGCUUCAGAAUAUAUUGAAGAACGAAAGCUCUUUGUAGUUGCAUUAUUUAUGCAAAUUAUUGCUCUGUCACUUCUCACGUCUUUGGCUUUCUCCUGGAAUCAAGUAACUGAUGCUCAAUGGUAUAUUCUACUUUUAUACAUUUGUCUAGGUAUGCCAUAUUUUGCAUUUCCAUUAGGAAAUUCAAUUCUCUCAAAGAUCACCGACCCUCGGAAUGCAACAUUUAUUCAAGGUUUAUCCUAUGGAUUUCUGCAUUCGGCUAUUGUAAUAAAUCGCGUUGUGGUUAGUUUCGUGUUUACGAAAACGAGUUUGCUGUGUUACUGCUUUGGUAUGGUUACCCUUUGGUUAGUAGGUGUUAUUUGGUAUGGUACACUAUACAGAAGAAUGGUUCCAAACGUCUGAAGGAAAACAAAUGAUUGCUACUGAUGUUGUAUUUCUCGACUUCAGUAAAACGUUUGACAGCGUACCACGUGAACUUUUUUGUACAAACUGGAACAGCAUACUGCAGGAGGGUCACUCUCCUCCGCAGAGUCUGAAUUAUAUAGGAUUUGUAGGGAUAGUAGAGGAUAUUUAGUGGUGCGCGACGGGGGUGGGGGGUGAGAUCGAUGGUUGACAAACGUAGCUUCCGUCUUCCCAUCAUACCUUGCGUAAUUUGUCCCCCCCUUAAUAUUACGCAAUUUUACUAAAAAUUCGUAAGGCUCUGCGGAGGAGAGUGCAGGAGGGUCGUUAAAAAUUAUUUAAAAAUUUCCUUAUCGAUCUUAAACGGAUGGUAAUAGUUAGAAAGACUAUAAUAGUAUUCUUCUUGGACUAGUGUAAAAUGUGGAAUACUCCAAGGAACAAUUUUAGGUUUAUUCUAUUCUUAAUCUAUACAGUAUAAAUAUGAUCUACCUAAUAAUAUAGAAAAUAAAGUAAAGUUAUUUGCAGACGACACUCGGUGAAUGUAAAAGGCCGGAUGUCACGCGGAAUGGAAUGCGGACUGACUUUUGUGACAAUUUUAGUUUGUGACAUUCCUAUGACAUUUAAAAUCCAAUUCAAACACUCAUAAAUAAUUCAUAAGCUUAUUGGCAAAUCAUGUCAACCAUAAUAUGUCACGUGAAGAGGC
Molecule: messenger RNA, 2062 nt
Organism: Paramuricea clavata
Lineage: Eukaryota; Metazoa; Cnidaria; Anthozoa; Malacalcyonacea; Plexauridae
Source: the annotation of a GenBank genome assembly